Molecule: messenger RNA, 1300 nt
Organism: Atta colombica
Lineage: Eukaryota; Metazoa; Arthropoda; Insecta; Hymenoptera; Formicidae
Product: venom acid phosphatase Acph-1-like
Exons: 7
Coding region: 77-1300 (407 amino acids)
Biological process (GO): dephosphorylation
Molecular function (GO): phosphatase activity
Source: RefSeq, a predicted model, not a curated record
UUGUUCAGAUCGUUUCGGAUUAAGUGUUGAAAGUGUUCGUUCCAUCUAAAAGUCCUUUCAGGAAGAUAUCGGGAGAAUGUUUCUGCAAUCGAUAAUUUUCACCAUAUUUCUUAGCAGCCUUGCGUUAUCAGCUACUCCCGAUGUAGAGCUGCAAUUACUUCACGUGGUAUUUCGCCACGGUGAUAAAGUGCCCCAUCGAGAGUUUCAAAAUUAUCCCAAUGAUCCAUAUCGCGACUACUCUUACUAUCCAAUGGGAAACGGAGACCUGACUAAUCAAGGCAAGAUGCGAGAGUACAAAAUCGGGACAAUGUUGCGCGAGAGAUACGAUCAAUAUUUCGGACCGGAUUAUUGGCCGUCCAAGAUCUAUGCCCGAUCUAGCGAAGUCCCGCGGACUCAGCUGUCUCUCCAGUUAGUUCUGGCAGGAUUAUUCCCGCCCUCCGAGAAGCAAACCUGGAAUCCGCACUUGCCCUGGAUUCCGACAUGGACGUUCUUCGUGCCAUACAAGACUGACAACCUCUUGUUUCCGCAUUAUUGCUAUCGAUACAUGGAAGAAUAUCAACGAUUCCUUCAACUAGAUGCGAAAGAGAUGAUUAAUAAGUACAAAAAUAUAAUGGAUUACUUGACGGAUCACACCGGUAAACUAAUCAAUACUACGGAAGCAGUUGGUCAUUUAUAUAAUCUAUUGAAAGAGCAGAAUGCACAAAAUUUGACACUGCCAAAGUGGACGCAAAAUGUUUUCCCGAGUCCGAUGAUAGAGUUGAUAGAGUUAGAUUUCAAACUUCGAUCAUAUACAAAAACUUUAAAAAGAUUAAACGGAGGCAUGCUGCUUCGUAAAAUAGUAGAUGAUAUUCAAGAGCACCAAACAGGAAAAUCGCCACGUGAUAGAAGAGCUUUUCUAUUUGGCGGCCACGAAGUUAAUAUAGCUGCUCUUGCCUACACUUUAGGAACAAACGAACCAACAGUACCACCUUAUGGUGCUACAAUCAUUUUAGAAACUCUCCGAGACAACAAGGGAAUUUACUACGUUCGGGUUUUAUUAUGGUCUGGCGUUACGGAACAAUUGAAAAUACAGACAAUCCCAGGCUGCGCAGAGAUAUGUCCCUUUGAGGACUUCCUCAGAAUUGUGAAGGACGUUCUGCCGAGUGAUGAUGAGUAUUACUGUCAUCGGGAUAAAACAGAGGAUCUUAAAAAAAACGCACAUCAUCGAUCGUCGGCAGCAUGUAUCGCUAACGACAAAACUUCGUGGUACAUCUUUCUCACCGUUCUCUUCGCAUUUAUAUCAAAAUUCGUGCAAAAGUGA